CAGGGGCGGCAGAAGGCAAAAAUAAUGUGGCGGCUCCUUCCUCGAGCGACGGACGUGCGCAAGGCGCAUGGCCGCUGGGCCUCGGCCGCAUGGCGCGGCUACAGCGCUGGCACCGACAGCGGCGACGUCCAAGGCGCCGUCGGCGACACGCCAUGGCGCGUGCAAAAGAUGAGCUCGUCGGCGAUCCGGUCGCAGGAAGAGACCCGGCGGGUGCUCAUCUUGAUCCGCACGUUCAAGCAGUAUGGCCACUUUGUCGCGCACAUUGACCCGCUCGAAAACAGCGAGAAGAUGCCGGAGCUGCAAAAGUGGAACUGGGGCAGUCGCUGGGUCGAGAAGCCGUACUUUGACGACUUCAACCUAAACUCGCUCGCGCACGGCAAGAACCUCGAGCUCACGGCGCAUGGCUUCUCGGAGGCCGACCUGGACCGCGACUUCUUCAUUGGCGACGACCUCUCGAUUGGCCCGGUCGCCACGCUCCGCAACAUCGUGGACGAGCUCCGGGGCUUGUAUUGUGGGCACAUUGCCACCGAGUACCAGCACCUGCGCAACCGCGAUGCUGCGCUUUGGAUCCGACAGAGCCUCACCAAGUACAAGGAUUUUGAGUUUUCGCCGACGGAAAAGACGGCGAUUUUCCAGCACAUGCUCCGCGCCGAGCUCUUUGAGAAGUUUCUUGGUCGGCGCUUCUCGGGCGCCAAGCGCUUCUCUAUCGAAGGCGGCGAGAGCAUCAUCCCGGGGUUGAAGGAGCUCCUUGAGAGCGCCAGUGACGCCGGCGUCGACUCUGUGCACAUGGGGAUGGCCCACCGCGGACGCCUCAACGUGCUGGCCAAUGUCUUGCAGCGUCCCCUGCACGCGAUCAUGUCGCAGUUCCAGCCGUACUUGCCGGACGAGCCAGAGUAUCCCAACAACUCGGACGACGUUCGGUACCACUUGGGCACGGUCUCGCACCUCACGAUGCGCAACGGCAAGACCAUGGAGGUGAAAUUGGCCGCGAACCCGUCGCAUCUGGAAGCGGUCAACUCGGUCGUGCUGGGCGAGACGCGGGCGUGCCAGGAUCAGCUACAAGAUAUGACUGGAUCGCGCGUGAUGCCGUUGCUGCUGCACGGCGACGCCUCCAUGUUCCAGGGCUCGGUUCGCGAGGCCUUUGGCUUUAGUGCGCUCGAAGACUUCAAGACCGGUGGCACCGUCCACGUCAUUAUCAACAACCAGAUCGGGUUUACGACACUGCCCAAACAAGCCGACUCGGCGGUUUACUGCAGUGAUGUCGCCAAAAUCUCGCGCAGUCCCAUCUUUCAUGUCAAUGGCGACGACCCGGAAGCCGUCGUCAAGGUGAUGAAAAUGGCGGUCGAGUACCGGCAAAAGUUUAAGUGCGACGUCGUCGUCGAUCUCGUGUGCUACCGUCGCCAUGGCCACAACGAGCAGGACUCGCCCGAGAUCACGGCCCCCGUCAUGUACCAUCGCAUCAACCAGCACCCGACCGUGAUCAACCUCUACUACAAGCAACUUGUCAAGGACGGCCACUUGACGCACUCCGAGAAGGCGGUAUUGGCCAACGCGAUCGAGGUCGAGCUCGCGGCGGAGCUCGAGCACUCGAAAUCGUGUCCUUCGCCGUGGGACAACAUGGGCGACGGCCACUCGCGCCGUGUCGACGACCCCAACGACGCGCUCCGAGCCGGCAUAGUCGACACGGGCGUCGACCGCAAGCUCCUCGAAGAGAUUGGUGCUCAGAUUUUCCGUCUGCCCCCGGGCUUUACCGCCCACAAAAAGGUGGAAGCCAUUAUGAACAACCGUCUGCGGGCGGUAGAGACAGGUGCCCGCGUCGACUGGGCGACGGCAGAAGCUUUGGCGUUCGGCUCGCUUCUCGCCGAAGGAGUCGACGUGCGUCUUAGCGGCCAAGAUUGCGAACGCGGCACGUUCAACCAGCGCCACGCCGUCUUGUACGACCAGUUUGAAGCUCUCUCGAUGCGAAAUGUGACCUACACGCCACUCAACGGUGACCACGUUCACGCCGCCCGACGGCGUGACGCCCGCAUUCAAGUGUGCAACAGUCCGCUCAGCGAAGAAGGUGUGCUUGGCUUCGAGUAUGGCUACAGUCUCCAGAGUCCGGCGUCACUAACCAUCUGGGAAGCGCAGUUUGGGGACUUUGCCAAUGGCGCACAAACCAUCAUCGAUACGUUUCUCGUUUGCGGCGAGCAAAAGUGGCAUCGACGCUCGGGCCUGGUUCUGAACCUGCCCCAUGGCUACGAAGGGCAAGGCCCCGAGCACAGCAGUGCCCGCGUCGAGCGGUUUCUCCAGCAAGCCAACGAAGACCCGGACGUGUUCCAGCCCGACGCGAACGACGUGGGUGCCAACAUCCACGUGGCCAUGCCGACGACCCCCGCGCAGUAUUUUCACGCGCUUCGCCGCCAAGUCCGCGCUCCGUACCGCAAACCGCUCAUCAUGUUUACACCCAAAUCGCUGCUGCACCACCGGCCGUGCACGUCCGACUUGAACAACUUUGACCAAGGCGCGAGCUUCCAGCGCGUGCUCGGACCCCACGCCGACGACCUGCGCCGCAUGGACGAGGACACCAAGAUUCGGCGCCUCGUGCUCUGCAGCGGCAAGAUCUACUAUCCCCUUGUCCAAGCGAUGCGCGCGCGCAACAUCACCAACAUUGCCACGGCGCGCGUCGAGCAGCUCGUGCCGUUCCCGUUUGCGGACCUGGCGCACCACGUGCAGCAGUACCCAAACGCCCAAGUCGUUUGGGUCCAGGAAGAGCCCAAGAACAUGGGAGCGUGGACGUAUUGCCAGCCGCGCGUCACGACCGUCAUGCGGCACCUCGGCGAUAAGCGCAGCGUGUCGUACAUUGGUCGACCCCCAACGGCGUCGCCGGCCACGGGCCAGUACGAGAUUCAUUUGCAGGAAAUGCGUGGCAUCAUCGAGGAUGCGCUCGCGCCAUAGUCACUUAAGCGUACAGUGUAUGGU
Messenger RNA from Saprolegnia parasitica CBS 223.65, 2961 nucleotides. Its product is annotated as oxoglutarate dehydrogenase. Gene Ontology annotation, cellular component: oxoglutarate dehydrogenase complex; mitochondrion. The record is from RefSeq and is a predicted model, not a curated record. Gene Ontology annotation, biological process: tricarboxylic acid cycle. Bases 25 to 2937 code for a protein of 970 amino acids. Gene Ontology annotation, molecular function: oxoglutarate dehydrogenase (succinyl-transferring) activity; thiamine pyrophosphate binding. NCBI's taxonomy places the organism in Eukaryota, Oomycota, Saprolegniomycetes, Saprolegniales, Saprolegniaceae. The transcript has 20 exons.